UCCAUCACCCAAACGUGCUACAAUUCUCACCCAAAAGUGAUAAAAAGUGGUUUGCCUCUGUACCCAAAAACAGGACACACAAAUCUUCAUGUGAAACACACAUUAAAAAAGUUUCUUACAAAUUGAGAAAAAAUGAAUCUAGAAGGGUCAGAACAAGAACCAAAAUUCACACUACCAGUAGAUUCAGAACACAAAUCAACAGAAUUCAAAAUCCAGUCAAUAGCAAAACCACACAUGCUAGCAUUCCAUCUAUCAUGGUUCUCAUUCUUUGCAUGCUUUGUUUCAAGCUUUGCAGCUGCACCACUUGUCCCUAUAAUCCGUGAAAAUCUCAACCUCACUGCAACAGACAUAGGAAACGCUGGUGUUGCAUCUGUUUCAGGUGCUGUUUUCGCUCGAAUUGCAAUGGGAACAGCUUGCGAUUUAUUCGGUCCUCGUCUCGCUUCCGCUUCCUUGAUUCUAUUAACUUCUCCGGCUGUUUACUUCACUUCCAUCAUCCAUUCUCCCACCGGUUUCCUCCUUGUUCGUUUCUUCACAGGCUUUUCCUUAGCUACCUUUGUUUCCACUCAGUUUUGGAUGAGUUCUAUGUUUUCUACCAAUGUUGUUGGUAGAGCAAAUGGUUUUUCAGGUGGUUGGGGUAACCUUGGUGGUGGAGCCACACAACUUAUCAUGCCGUUGGUUUUUUCAUUGAUUCAAGAUUUUGGUUCAACAAAAUUCACUGCAUGGAGAAUCGCUUUUUUCAUACCUGCUUUUUUGCAAACAAUGACAGCUUUUUUAAUUUUGAUAUUUGGACAAGAUCUGCCUGAUGGUAAUUUUCAUGGUUUGAAGAAAAAAGGAGAGAAACCAAAAGAUGAAUUAUCAAAAGUGGUUUAUCAUGGUGUGUUGAAUUAUAGAGGGUGGAUUUUAGCUUUGACUUAUGGUUAUUGUUUUGGAGUGGAGUUGACUGUGGAUAAUAUUAUAGCUGAAUAUUUUUAUGAUAAAUUUAAUCUUAAACUUCACACUGCUGGAAUUAUAGCUGCUAGUUUUGGUUUGGCAAAUGUAUUUUCAAGACCUGGUGGAGGGAUAAUUUCUGAUUUGAUGGCAAAGAGAUUUGGAAUGAGGGGUAGGUUGUGGUGUUUGUGGAUUUGUCAAACAUUGGCUGGUAUUUUUUGUGUGAUUUUGGGACUUGUUGGAUCUUUGAGUGUUUCUGUUGUUGUUAUGAUCAUUUUCUCUGUUUUUGUUCAAGCUGCUUGUGGAAUGACUUUUGGAAUUGUUCCUUUCGUCUCAAGAAGGUCCUUAGGGGUGAUAUCAGGAAUGACAGGAGGAGGAGGAAAUGUUGGUGCAGUUCUAACACAACUAAUUUUCUUCAAAGGAUCAAGAUUUUCAAAAGAAAGAGGAAUAACUCUAAUGGGUGUCAUGAUCAUAAUAUGCACCUUACCAUUAUGCUUAAUCUAUUUCCCCCAAUGGGGUGGCAUGUUUUUUGGUCCAUCAUCUAAAAAUGUGACAGAAGAAGAUUAUUACUUGGCUGAAUGGAACUCAAAGGAAAAAGAGAAAGGGUCUCAUAAUGGAAGCUUGAAAUUUGCUGACAAUAGUAGAAGUGAAAGAGGAAGAAAAUUGGAUAUUUCAACUAGGCCUUCUGAGGAUAUGACACCCCCACCAUCCCAUGUUUGAUUUCUUGUGUAAAUUUGUAUAAGUUUAUUAUAACACAAUAAAGUUUUAAUUAUGAAGUUAUUAAAUGAUUUAGGGCUUAUUUGAUGCUUCACUCUUACUUACAUGUUCACAUAGUUUGGUAGACUUUAUAGUUUGCAUAUUCUUCA
Cicer arietinum (chickpea) is the source of this 1793-nucleotide messenger RNA. Its product is annotated as high affinity nitrate transporter 2.5. NCBI's taxonomy places the organism in Eukaryota, Viridiplantae, Streptophyta, Magnoliopsida, Fabales, Fabaceae. Gene Ontology annotation, molecular function: nitrate transmembrane transporter activity. Gene Ontology annotation, biological process: transmembrane transport. The record is from RefSeq and is a predicted model, not a curated record.